Thamnophis sirtalis is the source of this 4490-nucleotide messenger RNA. RefSeq names its product leucine rich repeat transmembrane neuronal 3 (gene LRRTM3). Gene Ontology annotation, cellular component: plasma membrane. The record is from RefSeq and is a predicted model, not a curated record. Gene Ontology annotation, molecular function: protein binding. NCBI's taxonomy places the organism in Eukaryota, Metazoa, Chordata, Lepidosauria, Squamata, Natricidae.
ACAGGAUGCAGAAGUGAACAGUGCUUGUUCAUUGUACCGGGUCAUCCUGGCUUCCCUGCUUCAACGCAGCAGCUUCCUCAGCCGGAUUGUGGGUGCAAGGCUCUGAGAGCUGCUGCUCAGUGGAAUACAGAUGGGUGAAUCCAGACAGCCGGGCGUCACUUGGAGGAACCUCUCAAGCUUUGCACGGGGUGGUUUUUAAAGAAGCCGAGUCUACCAUGUAAAGCUUCCAGACCACAUCACCCAUGAAGACCCCAUCGGCUAGGAAGAGCUUGACUUUCUGCUGCAAAUGCUGGGUUGGGAUUUAUUUGCUCCUGGGAUCUUCUGCAUGCCUGGCAAAGGAUAAUGAUCCAAAAUCGGUCCAUUUCCCAGGAGGUCCCAUUUUGCUUCCUGGGUCUCUGCAAGCCUUGACUCACCAAAGAACAGCUGGCAGGGGCUGUCAUGUUUGUGGCCCCUAGGAAAAAGCAAAAGCGCUAAGGACGACCUUUGAAAAGACAAAGGAUGGGUUUCCAUGUAUUUAGGCUACUGAGCGGAUCAGCAGUAGCCCUGGUAAUAGCUCCCACUGUGUUACUGACAAUGCUUUCGUCUGCUGAGCGAGGAUGCCCUAAGGGCUGUAGGUGCGAAGGCAAAAUGGUAUAUUGUGAGUCCCAGAAAUUGCAAGAGAUACCCUCCAGUAUAUCAGCUGGUUGUUUAGGUUUGUCCUUGCGAUAUAACAGCCUUCAGAAACUAAAAUACAACCAAUUCAAAGGUCUUAAUCAACUCACCUGGCUCUACUUAGACCACAAUCAUAUUGGCAGCAUCGAUGAAAAUGCUUUCAAUGGAAUACGCAGACUGAAAGAGUUGAUUCUGAGUUCCAACAGAAUUGCCUUUUUUCUUAACAACACCUUCAGACCAGUAACAAACCUCCGAAAUUUGGAUCUCUCCUAUAAUCAGCUGCAUUCCCUGGGAGCAGAACAAUUCAGAGGCUUAAGGAAGCUGCUGAGUUUACACCUGAGGUCCAAUUCCUUGAGAACGAUCCCCGUCCGGAUUUUCCAGGACUGUAGGAACCUGGAACUCUUAGACCUGGGUUACAACAGGAUCCGAAGCCUUGCAAGGAAUGUCUUUGCUGGCAUGAUCAGACUGAAAGAGCUGCACCUGGAGCACAAUCAAUUUUCUAAGCUUAACUUGGCACUUUUUCCAAGGCUGGUCAGCCUACAGAACCUUUAUUUACAGUGGAAUAAAAUCAGUGUUAUAGGACAAACCAUGUCUUGGACUUGGAGCUCGUUACAAAGGCUUGAUUUAUCGGGAAAUGAAAUAGAAGCUUUCAGUGGACCAAGCGUUUUCCAGUGUGUGCCCAAUUUGCAACGCCUCAACCUGGAUUCCAACAAGCUCACAUUUAUUGGCCAAGAGAUUUUGGAUUCCUGGAUAUCUCUGAACGACAUCAGCCUCGCUGGGAAUAUAUGGGAAUGCAGCAGAAACAUUUGUUCCCUGGUAAACUGGCUUAAAAGUUUCAAAGGGCUGAGGGAAAAUACAAUUAUUUGCGCCAGCCCCAAAGAGCUGCAAGGGGUGAAUGUUAUAGAUGCCGUGAAAAAUUAUAGCAUCUGUGGCAAAAGUACUACAGAGAGGUUUGACAUGCCACAGGCUGCUCCCAAGCCCACCUUUAAACCAAAGGUCAUUCGGCCUAAGCAUGACAGCCAGCCCCCCCUGCCCCCCACCACAGAGAUCCCCAAGGCCAGUGCCGGGCCCGAGAACAGCACCGAGCAGAUCUCCUUCCAUAAAAUUAUUGCUGGGAGCGUGGCCCUCUUCUUGUCCGUGCUUGUGAUUCUGCUGGUCAUCUACGUGUCCUGGAAGCGCUACCCUGCCAGCAUGAAGCAACUGCAGCAACGCUCGCUAAUGCGACGGCACAGGAAGAAGAAACGACAGUCGCUGAAGCAGAUGACUCCAACCACCCAGGAAUUUUAUGUUGACUAUAAGCCCACCAACAGUGAGACCAGCGAGAUGUUGCUGAAUGGGACGGGACCUUGUACGUAUAGCAAGGGAGGCUCCAGAGAAUGUGAGAUACCUUUAUCUAUGAAUAUGUCUACAUUUCUUGCAUACGAUCAGCCUACAAUAAGUUACUGUGGUGUACAUCAUGAACUUCUUGGUCAUAAGUCCUAUGACUCAAGUGCACAGGAAGAAACAAUGGAAACACCAUUAGAGACUGACCUGGAUCUGAGCACAAUCACAAGAGCAGCACGAAAUCAGUGAUCACACUCAGCUGACUUAUGUUGUCCGAAAGAUAACCCAGAAUCAUCACCAUUUUUUAAAAAUUUGUCAUGAAGAAUUAAAUCAGUAUUUCUCCAGGGAUGGAUUGAAAACUCCCCAUUCUGUUUAAAAAGUUACCUUUCAAAUACAGAUUGUUUCAAGUCUAUGAUUUGUAAUUAGCUAAGUUGUGCAGUCUUUUUUUUUACUUAAAAAUGAAGUAUGAUCCUUAAAAUAAAUCUUGGUUUGUUUUUUUUCAAAACUCAUCCUACCUAUCUGUAAAAAGGAGAAAAAAAACUGUACAGAGCUGAUGUAUUUUUUCAUAUUGUAAAGUUUCAAUAUACUGAAAUGUACCGGAAUGUACAGGACCAUGCUUUAUUUUAUUUUACAAUUUUCAGUCUUUAAAAUUUUAAAUUAACAAAGCUUGUGUUAUAUUCAGAGUUUCUCAGAUUUGUAGAAACUGGUUCCUUCUGCAUCUAUGCCCUCAAAACAAAAGCACCCUAAAAUUCUGCACUGUGCAAAUUAGGCACAGACACUCUCAUACAACACAAUUCUUUCAACAUGUUUUGGAAAUAAUCUAUUAACCAAAUUAGAGUUGGAUUAUUCAAACACUUGUUGACAUGGUUUCCGGAAGGGGAAGGCAAGGGGAAGGGAGCUACUAAAAGAAAAAUAUUUUUUAACAGUUCUCCAAAGUAACUCUAGCCUUGGAUUACAUGUUGCUUUCUCAAGCAAUGAAAUGUAAUGAUAAAGAGGGAUAUUUUAACACUUUUCUGAAUGAAUGGCUUGUUCUUUUAUUCUUUCACAACACCAAUACCAUAAUGGAAUGGACUAAAGGAGGGGGGGACCUCAGCUGAAGACAAAGACAGUAACCAUAGCAAUGAAGUUUCAUUAACUGGAAAAAACAAAAACAUUUGGAAGGGUUGACCUGGAUAUGGUUUUCUUUAGUCACAUUAUAAAGCAAAGUGACAGACACAACAGGUAAAUAACAUGACAAUCAGACAUUAUGAUUAAACACAUUGUAGUAACAUAUAUUAUCUGCAGGUAUGUUUUAGGGUUGUUUUAGCAUUGCCUAAAAUAGGCACACACCAAUAUGCACAUGUCCAAGGUUUUCCAAAAGAAGGAAGAAGGGAGACAAGGAAGGAAGGGAGGGAUAUUUCAAUAUAUAAUAUAUGAAAAACUGAUUUCUAAGAGAUGAACUCCAAAGAGACUGACAUAUGUGCCUUGCACAAGAGGGAUAAAGUGUAGAACCAACCACACAUUUCAGGUUUGUUUUGCACUUACACUGACAUGCUCAUUAUCUGAAAGGUAAGGAAGCCAUUUUCUAUGUGUUCCAUAGCGGGAAUAGAUUGUAAUUUAUUUUUACACAAAUACCCCAUAACAUCAUUUCCAGGGUCAUUCUAAAGCUCACUUAGCCAGGAUACCUCUGCCAUAAGACAGGCACAUGUUCCUUUAGAUCUGCAAAGGGUGAGCAUAAACAUUUCCCCCUUUAAAUGGAAAGGGUCAUUUUAAUUGGAGACAAAUCAUUUCAUUAACUUUAAAUCAUUUUAUCAUCUAUUGUUUCACAUAAUGUGUCCAGUAAACCCCCACCCCAAAUUAGGAUCUUUUUUUGGUAUUAUUUUGUUAUUACAUUUCCAUUUUUGGUCAAAGCUGAUAGGGAGUAAAGUCAAAGAAUAUCCUCUCUGUGUCUAUCUAUUACUACUUUAAGAAGAAAGUAGUAUACGGAGUCUUCAACCUAUCACCAGUGGUGGUAUUCAGCCGGUUCAGACCGGUUCAGGCGAAUUAGUAGUGACGACCUGCAGGUGGGUGGGGUGGCCACCCACCCACCCCAAUUUAUGCUAUCCUAUUUAGCCACGUUUUCUAAGCCAUGCUCAUGAACAAACCCUGCACGUGAGCGUGAAAGGCGCACAUGCUCACAGUUUCGGUGCACAGAAAACCAAUGGUAAACUUAUGUGAAACCCACCUCUACUGAUCACCAUUUGUUUAAAAGUCAUUCAAAGUUAUAUCAGCACUGGAAAAUGUGACUUGCAACUGGUCCUGGCGCUUAUAACCCUUGCAGCAUCUCUGCAGUCACAAGAUCAAAAUCUGGGCAUGUGACAACUGGCAUAUUUUUAUAAUGGUUGCAGUGUCCUGAGGUCACAUGAUCACCAUUUGCAAUGUUCCCAGGGGCUUUCUGACAAGUCAGAGAGGGAAGCCAGACACACUUAACAAUCACAAUUCACUUAAUGAUCGCGGUGAUUUGAUGGCUCUGGCAAAAAAGGUCAUUAAAAAUGGGC